This is a messenger RNA of Desarmillaria tabescens, 2388 nucleotides long. Its product is annotated as Gaa1-like protein. Bases 319 to 2205 code for a protein of 628 amino acids. The record is from RefSeq and is a predicted model, not a curated record. Gene Ontology annotation, cellular component: GPI-anchor transamidase complex; membrane. The transcript is spliced from 11 exons. Lineage: Eukaryota; Fungi; Basidiomycota; Agaricomycetes; Agaricales; Physalacriaceae. Gene Ontology annotation, biological process: attachment of GPI anchor to protein.
CUCCCAUGACGUCUGUCCUAAUCUGGCGGCGAUGGCACCAUUCUACUACGGUGCUCGCGCCUCUUUAGAUAUUGUGGUAGGUUACCAGUAUUGUCGAAUAUCUGAAGUAGGUGCUGGAAAUAACGAGCCUAAGGUUGUAGCUUGGGUAGAUGAUCCUAUACGUUACACACAUAUCCCAGUUAUUAUAAUACGAUGCCAAUAUUUGCUUGCUUAUUGAGUUAUUUGACUACAAUCCAGUACGAUGAAGACUAAAUAUCGUACAUACGCGUUGCAGGCGGGCCGUCGCUUACCGCACAAACUUCUCUCUUUGCUGCUUCCAUGUCGGAUCCACCAUUCUGGUUGCGCAAGCUGACCGCAAUAAAAUCGCGUCUGUUUCCUGGUGGUGACGCUAACUUGACUCGACUGAGGAGGAGGCAGGCACUCUUCGCUGCUAUGGGUCGCAGGUUACCCCUUCUCCGGAUUCUCCUUUUCGUCACUGGAUAUCUUUGGAUGCUUGCAAUACCUGCUCUGCCUGGUCGAGGAACGUACAUUGAUGAGAAUGCACUGCUACCUGGCCAGGUCAACACAAACUGGAAUUGGGCCGAAGUUCAUGCAGCUGAUCGCUACCUGGAUCACAUAGAAAGACUACAAGAUGGCAAUGCCACGAGUGAGCAGCGCGCCCAAUAUUUUGUGGAGGAAUUCAAGAAACUGGGGGUAGCUGCAUCCACCCAGAAUUACACGUUUUCGACCGUGUUUGGCGAGUCGAGCGGAACUAAUGCCUAUGCCAUAAUGUCCGCUCCACGUUCUCCAGGCGUCGAGGCUAUGGUCAUCAGUGCCUCUUGGCUUAGUCGCACUGGUGAGGGUGAUGGAUCUUUAAACUUGCGCGGUGUGUCUACGGUCUUAGCACUCGCUGGGUUCUUGCGCCGAUAUUCGUUCUGGGCCAAAGACUUGAUUUUUGUAAUAAGUGAUGAUUAUCUUGAGGGAAUGCAGGCUUGGCUAAGUGCUUACCAUGGCGUUUCCCACUCAAACCUGCAUACCAAUGAUCUAGAUUUAUCAUCUGGUGUAAUAUGGACAGCCCUCAAUAUCGAUUACCCAGGUCAUUCGUUCUCCCAUCUGGGUAUCUUCCACGAGGGUCUCAACGGUCGACUCCCUAACCAAGAUCUUCUCAAUUCUUUCAAACGCAUUUCAAAAUAUUCUGGUGGCGUCCCUGUCAUUCUUUACGACUACAUGGAUCAUCAGGAAUUCCCCGAUCAGUACGACUUAUUGCCCUCAUGGAUCCCUGCUUCAGUACGGCAGCACCAGGGCGUGAAGGCAUAUUUGUAUCGUUUCAAAAAUGUAUUGCACCAUGGAAGAUAUCAAGCGCGCGGAAUAGGCAGUGGCGUACAUGCACUCUUUCAUCAAUUUCGCAUUGAUGCCUUCACUAUAUUCGCCCUCCCUGCGACAGGGCCUCAUGGGUUUCAUGCAAUUGGACGUAUCAUUGAAUCCACGUUGAGAACCACGAAUAACCUAUUGGAACGCUUACACGCGUCCUUCUUCUUUUAUAUCAUGACUGACCCGGAUCAUUUCCUCAAGAUCGGUCUCUAUCUUCCUAGUGCAAUUCUUAUUAGUGUUGCCAUGAUGUUCACCGGCCUAGGGCUAUGGGUUGAGGCGGGUUGGACUGCAUCGGGAGAUGAGAAGUCAAUUGACAGGAAAUGGACGAGGAGGAAGCGGCCUGUUCUUCACGUGCUUGCAAUCAUGAUAUCGACGCACCUCUUAGGCGCCACGAUGUUUUAUUUGGUGAAUACCGAGCUAUUUUUCAGGAGUUGGAUUUGCCCCGUAGCCGUCAUGCUCAUGACGGCAAUCCUACCAAUAUACACUAUGUUUAUUCCUGCCGCUUCCCCGUCAGAUGCAUCGUUGUGUGUCGUGCUAAAGGCGUUAAAUCUCUGUUUCGCCUCCACUGUCAUUUCCAUUACGGCGGUACUGAACUUUUCCUUCGCUGCCUCAAUGGCAAUCCUUCUAGGCAUUCCGCUUUCAAUAUCCCCCGCGUCAUCUCGGAGAACGAAACCAAAAUUCGUUUAUUAUAUUCCUUAUGCUUUGUUCGGCUUGGGUUGGUUGGUUCUCUGUCCGGAAGGAGUUCGCAAGGCGGUCUGGGACUGGGAAACCCUAGGAGUAUGGUUCGGGCCUUUCCUCAGUAUAGUAAUCUCCCCAUUGGUCCUCCAAGCUGGUGUAGUUUGCAUAUUGGCAUGACUUGAUAUACCAUGACUCAUUGGAUAGCAAACAAACUAUGGGAAGCGUUACGUCUCAGUACAAAUCAUCCAAGAAAGGUACUUUGGAUAUGUACAACGCGGCGCCACCAACAGCAAGACCAAACCACAACCAGGUGUAAGCAUCAAACCUAGGUUCUGCCCCAGCUUUCGAUGAUCGCCUGAG